This is a messenger RNA of Paramecium pentaurelia, 1611 nucleotides long. The record is from the annotation of a GenBank genome assembly. NCBI's taxonomy places the organism in Eukaryota, Ciliophora, Oligohymenophorea, Peniculida, Parameciidae.
GAUGAAACAAAUUGUGAUAAAUUUCUCUGAUCUAAAUGAUGAAGACAAGAAAAAGUACAUUAAAUUUUUGGCAGAAAAUCAUAUAAGUGUAGAAAAUCAAUCAUUAAAGAAAUCUUAAUUGCCUUAAUAACAUCGUGCUAGAUAAUAUAGUACAUUGAGUGAUAUAGCAAAUAGCAAGGCAUUCACUCCUGCAAGUAAUUGUCUUUAUUUAUAUAGGAAGAGUCGUAGAAAUAGGUUUCUCAGCACAUUAAGACAGAUCAUUCAGUUGGAGCCAAAUUCAGUUAUUUGGAUGAGACUUAUCCAAAAAUAAUGAGCAAAAUAUCAAAUAAAGAUCUAUUAUCAAGACCUUUGAAAUUAAGUUUUAAUGAGCUUAGUCUCUUAAUAGAAGAAAUAUAUUAAAAAAAGUUUAUUGAAGAUUCUAAUCAAAUUGCCAAGAAUUAAAAAGUUUAAGAAAUAGCUUUUGUUGAUUAUGUUUAUGAAUUCCUAUUAAAUAAAUUUAAGCAUUCAAAAAAUUAAGUAAGGAUAGAAUUAUAUUAGUAAAUAAUCAAUUUCUUAGCAUCUGUAGAUUUACAUGCCUUAAAAAGAAAAGAUGUUAAUAUUUUCUAAUAAUUUCUGAAAUUCAAUAAGAAAGAAGUAUUGACAUUUUACUUGUUCACAAGAGCAGUUAUAUAAAAAGAAUUGAAAUUGUCAUUCUAUCAUCGUAAGUUAUUUUUGUUAUAUAAUUAUUAAAGCACUUAGAAAACAAGGGAUAGAUAGUAAUCAAUUACAAUUGAAUUAAAAAUAAGUUCAAUAAAUUUCGUUACUUUUAUAUGGAUCACCAGAGAAAUAUUAAGAAUUUAAGAAAUUCUUUCCUGGAAAUAAUAUAUCAGUAAGUGAAUUUUCAUUUGCAGCAAUUUUAAUUUAUGAAGCCUAACAUUAAACAAUUAAACAAAGACCAUUUUAAUAAUAACCUAGAUCAUUAUCUCCUCUUCAAUUUACAAAUUAUAAUGAUACUUUAGAAUAAAGAUAACCUGAUUCUCCUUUAUUUAUGUAAUCAGAAACAACAGUAGAGAAUAAUAGAUAAUAAAAUGAAACAUUCUUUUCUUCUGUUAUUUAAAGUGUUAAUAGUCAAAAGAAAUAAAAAUGGAAAGUGUAAAUAAAAUUUCAUCAAAUGCCUAGUGCUGUUAAUAAUGUGUAAAAAUUAAUAAAUGAAAAAUUGGAAUAAAAAUUAUCUGAUUUUAUUGAAGAAAUGCUGUCAGAAAUGGAAGAUCUUACUGAUUAUUAGAAAUAAUAAUGUGUAAGUGGAAUAGAAGAGAGAAUUGUUGAUACUGUGACCAUUCUUUUGGAUGCAAUCUAUAAAUUCGAUAAAUUAUUGUGGUAUAAAUGAUAUAUUUAUUAAGGUUUAAGAAAUUGAAUAAAUAGCCAGAUGAAGUUGGAUUAGAGUAUAUAGAGAAUUUAUAGAAGCUGUAUAGAACAUUAGUUAAGGCAAAACAACCUUUAGAUGAUCAAUUAGAACAACUUUGUUAAUAGAUGAUGCAAGUAAAUUAAUUAAUUAAUAAUUAAAAAAGACUCCAGAUUUGGCGAAAUAAAUAGGAAAUGAAUUAUUGCAAUACUUCAAUAAUUGUGAAUGAU